This is a messenger RNA of Camarhynchus parvulus, 1482 nucleotides long. Its product is annotated as aldehyde dehydrogenase family 3 member A2-like. Gene Ontology annotation, cellular component: cytoplasm. NCBI's taxonomy places the organism in Eukaryota, Metazoa, Chordata, Aves, Passeriformes, Thraupidae. Gene Ontology annotation, biological process: aldehyde metabolic process. Bases 13 to 1482 code for a protein of 489 amino acids. Gene Ontology annotation, molecular function: aldehyde dehydrogenase (NAD+) activity. The record is from RefSeq and is a predicted model, not a curated record. The transcript is spliced from 10 exons.
CGCUGAGCAGCCAUGGAGAAGAUGCAGCAGAUCGUGGGCCGGGCCAGGGCCGCCUUCAGGUCGGGCCGGAGCCGCCCGCUGGAGUUCAGGAUUCAGCAGCUGAAGGCCCUGCAGAGGAUGGUGCAGGAGAAGGAGAAGGAGAUCAUGAGAGCCCUCAAGGCUGAUCUGAACAAGAGUGGGCCCAAUGCCUUCGCCCAAGAGCUCCUGGGUGUGCUGGCGGAGCUGGCCCUCACCAUGGAGAAGCUGCCAUCCUGGGCAGCCCCUCAUCAUGUCAAAAAGGACCUGCUGACCCUGAGGGACGAGGCCUACAUCGGCUACGAGCCCCUGGGCGUGGUGCUGGUCAUUGGGACCUGGAACUACCCCUUUGUGCUGGUCAUGCAGCCCCUGAUCGGGGCCAUCGCUGCAGGCAAUGCCGUGGUGGUGAAGCCGUCGGAGGUCAGUGAGAACACGGCUCGGCUGGUGGCUGAGCUGCUCCCACAGUACCUGGACAAGGAUCUGUAUGCUGUGGUCACUGGAGGAGUUCCUGAGACAACCGAGCUGCUGACCCAGAGAUUUGAUCACAUCCUCUACACUGGCAACUCUGCUGUGGGCAGAACUGUGAUGGCAGCAGCUGCCAAGCACCUGACCCCUGUCACCCUGGAGCUGGGGGGAAAGAGCCCCUGCUACAUCGACAAGGACUGUGACCUGGCUGUGGCCUGCAGGCGGAUAACGUGGGGCAAGUACAUGAACUGUGGGCAAACCUGCAUCGCCCCAGACUACAUCCUGUGUGACCCAUCCAUCCAGAGCAAGGUGGUGGAGAACAUUAAGGCCACUCUGAAGGAAUUCUAUGGGGAGGAUGUCAAGUCAUCUCCAGACUAUGAAAGGAUCGUCAACCAGCGCCACUUCAAGAGGAUCCUGGGCUUGAUGGAAGGGCAGAAAAUUGCUCUUGGGGGAGAGACUGAUGAGGCCUCCCGCUUCAUAGCUCCAACCAUCCUCACGGAUGUUUCCCCGGAGUCAAAGGUGAUGGAGGAGGAAAUCUUUGGGCCAGUGCUGCCCAUUGUGACUGUGAAGAGCGUGGAGGAAGCCAUUGAGUUCAUCAACCUUCGAGAGAAGCCCCUUGCCCUGUAUGUCUUCUCCAACAACAAGCAGCUGAUCAGACGGGUGAUAGCAGAGACCUCCAGCGGUGGCAUGACAGCCAACGAUGUCAUCAUGCACUCCGUGCUCCCAGAGCUGCCCUUCGGAGGUGUGGGGCACAGCGGGAUGGGCGCCUACCACGGCAGGUUCAGCUUCGAGACCUUCUCCCACCGUCGCGCCUGCCUCAUCAAGGACUUCAGGUGGGAUGCUGUGAACAGACUGAGGUACCCACCUGGCAGCGAGGAGCUCAUGCAGUUGGCCAAGCUCUUCCUGCUGAAGCAGUGUAACAGGAGCAGGGUGGGACAGUUCAUCUCGGCCCUGCUGGCGGCUGUGAAAGCCAUGCUGGCAAAGGUGUUGUGCCCCCAUUGA